Plenodomus lingam JN3 is the source of this 225-nucleotide messenger RNA. RefSeq lists its product as uncharacterized. NCBI's taxonomy places the organism in Eukaryota, Fungi, Ascomycota, Dothideomycetes, Pleosporales, Leptosphaeriaceae. The record is from RefSeq and is a predicted model, not a curated record.
AUGCGGGCAGCAGGGCAAAGGGAACGGAGAAAGCUUGCUGGAGUUGUGGAGAGACAACGUGUGCAGAACAGGGUGUAUGGUGCGAAGCGGAGGAAGAAUCCGGAAUACAAGGCGAAGACGGCCGCGUACCAAAAGGCGUAUGCGCAGACUCCAAGAGCCAAGGCAAGUCAGGCCAGAAGGAACGAGGAGUAUCUGGAGAAGCGCAAAGCCGAAGCGAUGGUGUAG